UUUAAAGGCUUGAAAACUCAAAUUAGGGUUUUCUCUCUUCUCCUCUCACAUAGAGUUAGAGUUAGCUGCCGGCGCCUCAAGCUUUCGAUUCCACUCUCUGCUCUUCGCUUGUCGUCACAACAGAGAUCCUCUUCGCAACGCAAUCAUGGGGAAGACUCGUGGAAUGGGAGCUGGUCGCAAGCUGAAGUCCCACCGCAGGAGGCAGAGGUGGGCUGAUAAAUCCUACAAGAAAUCCAAUCUUGGAAACGAAUGGAAGAAGCCAUUUGCUGGAUCAUCUCAUGCUAAGGGCAUUGUUCUGGAGAAGAUUGGUAUUGAAGCCAAGCAGCCUAAUUCUGCUAUCAGAAAGUGUGCCAGAGUUCAGCUAAUCAAGAAUGGCAAGAAGAUUGCAGCUUUUGUGCCUAAUGAUGGUUGCUUGAACUACAUUGAGGAGAAUGUAAGCAACUUUAAACCCCACUUCUCUGUGUUUUAAUUGCGAAACCGGAUUCAUUUUUACACUAACUGCACUUUCCUUUGCUCAAAUUUCAGGAUGAGGUGCUUAUCGCUGGGUUCGGUAGGAAGGGUCAUGCUGUCGGAGAUAUCCCUGGUGUGAGGUUCAAGGUUGUCAAAGUGUCUGGUGUGUCUCUUUUGGCACUCUUCAAGGAGAAGAAGGAGAAACCAAGAUCUUAAUUUCAGACAACUCUGCAAAAUUUGCUCCUUCACUUCGAACCACUCGCUUGUAAGGUGUGAGUUUCUAGGGUGUAAUGUGUGUUGCUCAACUCUGCAGUUUAGUGAGGGGAAAAAACAUGGUUCGCCAGAAAUUCUCAGCCUAGUUUACUCUACUUAAAAACCAAGAUCUACAGACGGCCCCUGUAAUCACUUUGCACUUUGUUUUAUUUGCUCGUUGAAACCAACUGUUUUCCUCCUUCCUAUCGUAGUUGAUCCCAUCCUUUCUUCCUUUUAACUAUUGCAUAUUGAAAUUUCCAGAUGCCUGUUUUAUCUUAAUAGUUGAGGAUCGUUAUGCCUCUUGUGUGUCGGUCGGACGAGUUCCAACUUUCUACAUAGACUCUAAACAGAGAAAUUGCAGCC
This is a messenger RNA of Linum tenue, 1065 nucleotides long. NCBI's taxonomy places the organism in Eukaryota, Viridiplantae, Streptophyta, Magnoliopsida, Malpighiales, Linaceae. The record is from the annotation of a GenBank genome assembly.